CAUAGAACCAGGUCCUCUAUACGGAAAACUCGGCGAAGCUUACGUACACCGGCAGACGGUUCUCCGUAUGGAGAAAAUAUUUAGUGGGAAACCCGAAUGCACGGGUUGAGUCUUGGCUUCCAAUUCAGUCCAAAUACGCCGCUUUGUCCACGACUUGUUCAUGAGUCAAUGGCUAGCGAGGUGUCAACCUCAGCGCAAAUUUCGCAAAUUACGUGCUUUGAAAAUUCUACUUAAAUAUGAUAUUCCAUCAUAAGCGUUAUGGAGGUGUCGCGAAUAAACCAUUCCGUGUCAGAGAUCGUUCGACACCCUGUACAAGAUCGUCUUUUUGUCCUGUAGCUCCUUGUUGAAGUGCAACUGAGACAUCACGAUGGUUGCUGAUAUAGAAUCUCGGGCUGGCAUAGCCUCAGCGAAUCGCCCAAGCACCGAUAACCCACCCCAUUCUUACGGGAGCCCCCUUGACAGCUCUAUCGACACUGAGAAACUUGGGAGGAGCAGGCCUGAUGUCUUUGCCAAUGGAUGGAUGGAGAUAGGCUUCUGUGUCUCCGUCCUCGGUUCGAUGAUGAUGGCGGAGUUCCUUAUUAGUGGUUUUAGUGUGCUACUGCCAGUACUUAUCGAGGAUACUGGUAUCGACCCAAACCAGAGAACUUGGCCUGUCACUGUCUUCUCCCUCGUCACCGGCUCAUUGCUAUUACCUUUCGGUCGCCUUACCGAUAUGUUUGGCGGCUUUUCAAUUUACUUCGGCGGGAUAGCGUGGCUAAUGGUAUGGGCACUGAUUGGUGGCUUCAGCCGUACUUUACCAAUGGUCCUAGCGACUCGAGCUCUACAGGGAGUAGGAGCAGCUGCUUUCUUACCUGCUGGCACCACCUUACUAGGAACGACCUAUCGUCCCGGCCCGCGGAAGAAUACUGUCUUCAGCUUAUAUGGAGGUUGCGCACCGCUUGGGUUCUUCUCCGGCAUUAUUAUUGCUGGUGUCGCUGGCGAGUUUCUGUAUUGGGGUUGGUUCUUUUGGAUUGCCUCUAUACUGUUAGCCGCUUUGUGCACUAUCACGUACUUCUGCGUUCCCCGCGAGUUGAAGCGAGGUGAUUGGUCUUCAAUGGAUUGGUGGGGAUGUCUUACCAGCGUGUCGAGCUUGAGUCUACUCACAUAUGCCAUCACCGAUGCUUCUCAUGUCGAAGGCCAUUGGGCAUCGCCCCAAAUUAUCGUCACGUUCAUACUUGGAAUCAUUGCUCUUGUAGCAUUCAUCUAUGUGGAGGGAUGGGUUGCGGAACGACCUUUACUGCCCCCAAGCUUGUUCGCGAUCAAGUAUAUCGGUCCACUCUUCCUCGCCCUUUUCUUCGCAUGCGGAACUUUCGGGAUAUACCUCUUUUAUGCAAGCUUUUAUAUUCAAACGGUUCUUGAGAUCCCGCCCCUAAUCGCUGCGGUGUGGUUUGCUCCGAUGGCCGCAGGUGGAAUUAUCAUCGCCCUACUAGGUGGACUUACACUCCACCGCCUCCCCGGCACUAUACUAUUCCUUGUAUCUGGGGUGGGUUAUGUGCUGUGCGCCCUUCUGUUCGCUUUGAUGCCUGAGAACCCCAAUUAUUGGGCGUGGGUCUUCCCGGCAAUGGUAUGCACCACUAUAGGCAUCGAUAUCAGUUUCAAUGUUGGUAGUAUUUUCAUCACUACGAGUGUUCCAAAAGAUCAACAAGGCCUGGCAGGAGCGUGUAUUAAUGGGCUAGUGUUUUUGGGAAUCAGCUUUUUCCUCGGCUGGGCCGAUUUUGCGGUCGCAAGCAACUCGAGUGACGGGCUGGGGCAAAGUUACAAAGUGGCAUUUUGGUUUGCCGUCGGAUGCGGGGCCAUGGUCAUUAUUCUAGUCCUGGGCUUUAUCCGAAUCGGCAGGGCGAAGAGUGAUCUGACAGUAGACGAGAAAGCCCAGCAACGGGAGCCUGCAUAUGGUGACAGCGAGCAAGCGAGACAAGAAGCGGCCAAUCCCGCAUGAGGGAAU
Hypoxylon trugodes is the source of this 1981-nucleotide messenger RNA. Its product is annotated as membrane transporter. The transcript is spliced from 2 exons. The coding region runs from base 368 to 1975 and encodes 535 amino acids. Gene Ontology annotation, cellular component: membrane. Lineage: Eukaryota; Fungi; Ascomycota; Sordariomycetes; Xylariales; Hypoxylaceae. Gene Ontology annotation, biological process: transmembrane transport. Gene Ontology annotation, molecular function: transmembrane transporter activity. The record is from RefSeq and is a predicted model, not a curated record.